This is a messenger RNA of Uranotaenia lowii, 1385 nucleotides long. RefSeq names its product venom serine protease-like. Gene Ontology annotation, biological process: proteolysis. The record is from RefSeq and is a predicted model, not a curated record. The transcript is spliced from 2 exons. The coding region runs from base 1 to 1176 and encodes 391 amino acids. Lineage: Eukaryota; Metazoa; Arthropoda; Insecta; Diptera; Culicidae. Gene Ontology annotation, molecular function: serine-type endopeptidase activity.
AUGAUUGCUGCCUAUGCGUUUGUUUUCGGGUUUUUAACGAACCUUCCGGCAAUUUUUUCCCUUUUUGAAGGAUGUGAUAACGAGUAUCAGCUGGCCGCUAAUGCCAGUGUGCAGCUGCAAUCGCCCUACUAUCCCGGACGGUAUCCAUCGGGAAGUUCUUGCCGUUACACAUUUACAGCGCCAGUUGGCUAUGCCAUGGAUGUUUCUUGUACGAUCAACAUCAACACGGCUCAGAAUGGGGCAUGUUCGACGGAGUUAUUAUACAUGUCAUCAGAAGGGUUGAGCUCCCUAACUGGUGCCGAGUACUUCUGUGGUUCGGGAACUUUGAAGCGGAAAUCCUACUUCAACAAACUGAUGAUGGCAUAUACUUCGAGUAGUAGCACGAACAGCGGCUCGUUUUUGUGCCAAAUCUUGGUGAGUCCUGCACCUUGCGAUUGUGGAUGGUCCGUUUGGCAGAAAAUUGUCGGAGGAAGCGUCGCACAGCCGAACGAAUACACUUCCUUAGUAGGUUUAAUUGACUUGCAAGCUGAAACGGUUUUCUGUUCUGCAGUGAUCAUUAACACCAGAUAUGUUUUAACGGCUGCCCAUUGCGUGUAUGAUAUUCCUAAUUUCAGUCGCAUCAGUUUGGUCGUUGGCACUCAGGAUUAUAAAGCUAUCAGUGAUACACGAUACUCAACCAGAUAUUCGAUCGAAAAAUCCACCACUCACGAGCAAUAUGUACCGCAGACGCGUGAGAACGAUAUCGCAAUCAUACGCACGACGCGAAACAUAGAUUACAACAGAGGCGUCGGCCCCGUUUGUCUACCCUUCAACUAUUGGUACUACGAUUUCAGCACCCUCCAAGUGGACGUGGCAGGAUGGGGAACCACCAGCUUUGGGGGGCAAGUUAGUACAACGCUGCUCAAAACGACUCUGGAUGUUAUUGCCAACAGAGCCUGUAACGUGCAGUAUCUUACCGACAAAAAGGUCUGUACCUACACGACCGGAAAAGACACAUGCCAGUUCGAUUCCGGUGGACCGCUGUUUUUGAGAGGAGCCCAACGGAUGUACACCAUCGGAGUUGUCAGCUAUGGGGGAGCAUGUGCCGCGUCUACGCCUUCGGUGAACAUCCGUGUCACGGCUUACUUGGACUGGAUUCAGCAAAAGACUCCCGAUGCUUCGUAUUGUGUGAAAUAAAACCCAUAUCGAAACUCUUGGAAAUCUAACUGCGUCGCCCUUCUAGAUAUGUAACCACUUGACAUUGUUUAGUGCAUAAAUUUUCCAUGUGAUUUUUUUUUGUCGAUUCGUCUAAGAGCACAGAAAACGUAUGAACUCAUGAAAAUGUUAGGUUAGCUAUAAAAGCUUAUGCUCUGAAAUACGUACUCUUUUGAUGGUACAUGUACUCU